Talpa occidentalis (Iberian mole) is the source of this 1029-nucleotide messenger RNA. Its product is annotated as DPY30 domain-containing protein 1-like. The record is from RefSeq and is a predicted model, not a curated record. The transcript is spliced from 5 exons. Gene Ontology annotation, cellular component: Set1C/COMPASS complex. NCBI's taxonomy places the organism in Eukaryota, Metazoa, Chordata, Mammalia, Eulipotyphla, Talpidae.
AUGGAGUCAGCAUAUCUUCAAAUGCAACUCAGGGCAUGUCUAACACAGGGUCUUGCAGAAGUGGCAAAAGUUCGUCCAGUGGAUCCAAUAGAAUACUUAGCGUUGUGGCUUUACAAGUAUAAAGAAAAUGUAACCGCAGAGCAAGCAAGAGAAAGGGAAAUGGUGGAGUUGGAACAUGAAAGAGAAAUAGCUCUAAUGGAGCAGGAAAUGAUGGAGCGGCUCAAAGCAGAGGAGCUCAUGUUUCAGGAGCAACAACUGGCCUUCCAGCUAGAGCUGGAAAUGCAAGAAAAAGAGAGAGUGAGAAUAGAAGAACUAAAGAAAAUAGAAGAAAUAAUGGCGAUGGAGGCAAGAAUGAAUAUGGAAAAUAUAGUUAAGGGUGAUGAUGCCCCCCAUUUAGAGGAAUCAGGCAAAACACUAGCUGAAAUUAGCUACCGGUACAGGGUGCCUAACUUGAGCAGAGUGGAGGAGGUUGAUGAGCUGAUGCUAUCUGAUGUUGCAUUAAACAUUGAUUAAGAUUUAUUGUCUCAACCAACCCGAAUAUUCCCCAGAUGGCUUCAGGAGUCCCUGAAUGACAGAUCUUCCUACGGGAAGACCAUCAGCAUCCAGGAGAGGCUGCCUCCUGGGAGGUUAUGGAAACAGGGGCUGCAGGCAGAGCGACGGCGGGAGAGGCCUUUCGGCGACGCUUUGUCCUGCACCCCACAAAGUGAAUGGCGUAAAAGCAACAAGUAUGCCUCGCCUUCAGGCAAGCAGGGCGCGAGGGAUGCGCUUGUGGGCUCCACCUGCCGUGAGCUGGCACGCGGGGUGGGCGCCCAGGAUGGCUCCUCGCCGGGCAGGCGGCUGGCACGGUGGUGCCGUCGGGCCCGCGGCCAGGCUUCGCUCCCACAAGCCUCUGAGAAGGAGCCUCCCAGACAGGGCCCAGCGCCUUAUACUCCAGACGACACUGAGGCUCAGAGCAGGGAAGAGGCUGGCCUGGAAGAAUUGGGACCAGAAUCCGGGCCUCCAGGCUCUCUCCACCAGCCCGUCUUUUAG